Messenger RNA from Acipenser ruthenus (sterlet), 2465 nucleotides. RefSeq names its product fibulin-7-like. The transcript is spliced from 9 exons. NCBI's taxonomy places the organism in Eukaryota, Metazoa, Chordata, Actinopteri, Acipenseriformes, Acipenseridae. Bases 295 to 1578 code for a protein of 427 amino acids. The record is from RefSeq and is a predicted model, not a curated record. Gene Ontology annotation, molecular function: calcium ion binding.
UUACAACAAACUUGUUUUGACAGCUUCCACAGAAACACAUUUAUACUCUUUUAGUACGUAAGCAAACAAGCACGAUGUUCUGAAUUCAUAAAUGGAAAAUCAAGCGAACGGAAAGAAAACUUCAAACAGGCCUGUAAACAUUCCAAGAGAUCCAACGAAGCAGACCACAAAGGUGCCUCUGGAAACUGGAGUCACAAGUAAGGACAAAAACCAACAUACACGUUUCCUUGAAGAUUUGAGGAAGAGAUAUAAAUUCGUCUAGGAUUGCAUCGGUGUCCGCGUGGAUUAUAAAAAAUGGAAUGUCGGUUUCUUCUCAUUUGGAUUAUUUACCUUCCACAAGUCACCAGUUCUACUAAACAGGACUGUCUCAGUAAAAGGCAGGCGCUGAGCUCCCUACGUCAGAUCCAGAAGCUGCUGUCAGGUCAAGAGGCCGCCUACCUUCAGAGCCUGCGCACCAUGAACAAGAAACUCAACCUGCUGCAGAACACCCUUACCAGGCAGGUCAGCAAGCUCAAUGAGACCUGCCCUAAGCUGGAGGUCCCAAACAAUGGCAGGAAGCUGGGGAGCAUCUCAGCGGUAGGACACGAGGUGCACUUCCUGUGUGAGAAAGGGUUUGAACUGGUAGGAUCCGAGACCAGAGUCUGUCAGGAAUCCCACAGCUGGAGCGGCCAGCAGCCCUUCUGCAGGAAUAUAAAUGAGUGUGCAAAGUCCCCUUGUCUGAAUGGAGGCACCUGUGUGGAUGAUGUGAACCGCUUUGUCUGCAUGUGUGCCAGAGGCUGGUCUGGGACUUACUGUCAGAACUCAGUGUACUCCUAUUGGACAAGCCAGACCAACUCCUCCUUCAGCCGACAGCCUCACUGUGCCAACAUGCAGGGAUCCACUCAGUGCACCUGCGACGAGGGCUUCCAGAUCACAGGCAGAGACAACAGACUCUGCCAGGAUCUCGAUGAGUGUGAACUCUAUUACUCGGGAAGGCUGCCCCGCCUUUGUGCACAUGCCUGUGUCAACACCCCCGGCUCCUACCGCUGCACCUGCCCCCCGGGAUACAGCCUGCGCGGCGACCAGCGCAACUGCAAAGACGUGGACGAGUGUGCAAGCCGCCAGCACAACUGCAGUCGCGAUGAGCUGUGUGUGAACACGUUCGGAGGCUUUCAGUGCGUGCAACCAGACUGUCCCAGAGCACGACAGAACACCAGCUACGUCAAAACCUCCCUGCUGCGCUGCGAGCGGAACCCGUGUCCAAUGGACAAUAAGGCUUGCGCCCAGGCUGCCUCCUCCAUCUCCUUCAGCUACCUGUCUCUGGUGUCCAACCUGUCAGUGCCCCGCGUGCUCUUCCGCAUGUCUGCGGCCCGCGUGCACGGGGACAGCCUGCGUUUCGGUCUGCUGGGGGGGCGGGGCCGCGGUCACUUCAGUCUCCAGCGCUCGGACCGGCUCACCGGUGAGCUGGUCCUGGUCAGCCGUGUCCUGGGGCCUGCUGUGCUGGAGGCCGAGCUUGAGAUGACCGAACUGGAGAAGAAGACGGUCCUGGCUCGGUUCAUCUCCAAGGUGACCGUCUUCAUUUCACAGUACGACUUCUAGGCUUCCCCACGAGGCUACGAGGAGCCACACUACCUGGAUAUGUAAUCGAUCUUACAGCAAGCAAACGCUGCUCUCAACGGGUAAGGAGUUGGUGGAGUGUAAUCUUCAUAAUACAGUCAUCAACACAAGCAAGCUGGCAGACAGAGAGACGACAAGGGAAGAGAACUUAUCCCCUCACUUCUGGGAAAUACCAAAUUUUUAUUUGCUUUAAUUUGAGUAUAUUGUUUCUCUCAGCCUUUAGAUGUACAACUGAAAAAUGAGUACAGUGUUGUUGUACUAUUAGAUGCAUGUGCUUAAUGAUAAAGUGCAUAGGACUAUUUAGUGGAGAGCAACAGAGAUAGAAGAAAAUUAAAAACCCAUUAGGAACCCACCUUGAAGAGCUUAUCCUUUAACGCAGUAUCAGCAUGGCCCACUUAUACUGGGACCCAAAGGAGUAAUUGCAUAUAAUCAUGUGUGCCUUUUAGCAGUAUUAUAAGGUACAGUAAAAACUUCAUUAACUGAUUUUAUCUGAACACAACAUUAGGAACCCACUUACAUGCCUAAAACUAAUGAAAAAGGUGUUUGUGCUAAAUGCUUUUGUGACAAAAAAUGACAUGUUACAGUGUUUCAUGUAAUUGUCUUGCGUUGUUUGUUUAUGUAUGGCCCACCUACAUGCCAUUCAGUUGUGAUAUAGACUCGUUUUCAGUGGCUGAAAUCCUGCUGAAAAUUGUGAUCAGAGCUGAGCAGGAACCCAAGCCUGGACAGCUAGAACAGCCCCCUGCGCCAUCUAGGGCCCACUAUUAUUAUUGAAACGAUAAACAAAUAUCUGGCCAAGCUUGUUUUGCUGAGGUGUGUUGCAUUCUCUGAUGUGCUGGUAUUGCUAUUAAUAAAGCUUCUUUUUUAUGAUA